This is a messenger RNA of Polypterus senegalus (gray bichir), 2743 nucleotides long. RefSeq names its product sodium/bile acid cotransporter-like. The transcript is spliced from 5 exons. Lineage: Eukaryota; Metazoa; Chordata; Cladistia; Polypteriformes; Polypteridae. The record is from RefSeq and is a predicted model, not a curated record. Gene Ontology annotation, cellular component: membrane. The coding region runs from base 1470 to 2426 and encodes 318 amino acids. Gene Ontology annotation, molecular function: bile acid:sodium symporter activity. Gene Ontology annotation, biological process: bile acid and bile salt transport.
AAAAAUAAGAACGUAAGUGAUUUAUGACAAAAGAAAGGAGGCUAAGCUUCUUUGGUUAGCUGACAGCUAAGUUGUCCCAAUAUCUUUUAAAAGUCUUAAAUACAGAUGGCCAGAUGACUACACACAAAAUGGAGGGGGCCAAUGAAACCAGAGUUGAAAAAAAAAUCUAUGCGAUUCUGUGAUUUGGUACCAUGGUUUUUGUUUAAAAUGGUGAUGUUUGGCAUACAUUUUCCAACUAAGGAAAGCAGACACAUAUUUCAAGGCAACUGUGAGUACUGUGAAAAGAGAUUAUCUAGAAACUUAUGGUUUGUGCAAGGCAGCUGCAGUUUAGUGAGAAAGUGGAAUUAGGAUGGAAAUCAGAAUUCACACGGAGUUCAUAACUGGGAAGAGAAACAUUAAUUAACAAAACUCAGGACUUGUUGCUAGAAUUGUAAUCAGAGAACAGAAUGGUGAAAAAGGUACACAAAACCAGAGCCAAAAAACACAAGACCUACUGUACAUUGUAAUUUGGAGGGCAGAAAAAGGUGUCAUAAGCAGUAAAUCAAAAAACAAACAAUACCAAUGAUGCAAAGGUUUUUGUUUUUUCUCUUACAAAUCCAAAUCUUGGAUGAUUAGGGAUAUGAAGCUUCAGUUUUUUAAAAACCUUCCUGGAAUGGCUCCUAGCAACGAGCACCGUAGCCUAAGAAUCAAUCUCUAACAUGGUGGCGCCCCUAAGCAUAACAAGACAGCGUUGGGAAAACAUGAAUCGUUUUAAACAAUGCUAAAAACACAAAGAAACAAAAGAUGCAUAUAACUACUAGAUUUACUUGCCUCAGAAACCCCAAAAACUAUAGUUAAAACAUUUUUAGAGGCCAGAUUAGAGAAGAAAACAUUAAAGACACAUUAUGAUAAGAAAUAAAUGUAAUGGUAUGGCUAUAUUACGGACUGAAUUUAAAAGGCUGCUUCCCUUUAGCUCUUUGUGUUUAUUUGCUUAUUUCUAUCAAUCAUUAAUUUUUUCUUUUUAAAGUAAUCUUGCUGCACUACAUAUUACUUGUUAUUACUCUUUUGAGUAAGUAAGAAUGAGUUAAUUCAAACUGAUAACCCUUUUUUUAACAGAUGAAUAAAAUUCCACAUCAUUGAAGUGCCUAGACACAUACACAAUACCCACCGUUCCUUAAAAAUGAAAGUGUCUGCCAGGCCUCAGGCUUUACCCAGUGCUCCAAACACACUGGAGCUUUGUUACUACUGGGCCUUUGAAAUAAUUGUGGGUUUGGAUGGGGGGGUUUUGAUUGGAUGAGAAAAAUGCCUUUCAAACACUGACAGUUCCAGUCGAGCAAUGCCAGGAUGCCAAAGAUUGUCUGUACCCUGGAAACGGGAACAAAGUCACACAACCUGAGGUGAUCGGAAUGGAGUGCUACUGGUAAAUGUGUCAGCAAGAGGAAACCCAGGCUCUACAGUUUGGCUAAGUAACAUUUUAAUGUAUCUACCAAAUGAUUGCAUUCUCAGCUAUGUACUCUACAGAAUUUACCAAUUUCACUGUCAUGAAUAACUCCACCACUGCUUUAUUUCCUCCACUUCUGGACAAAAUUGUUAAUGGCAUCACCAUCCUCAUCCUGUUCAUUACUAUGGUGUCACUGGGGUGCACCAUGGAGCUCUCCAAGAUCAAAAUCCAUAUAGUUAAACCAAAGGGAAUAGUCAUUGCUGUUCUGGCCCAGUAUGGAGUUAUGCCACUUUCUGCCUUUUUGUUGGCGAAGCUCUUUCAGCUGAAAGACAUUGAAUCUGUGGCAGUGCUGAUCUGUGGGUGCUGCCCUGGAGGCAACUUGUCAAAUAUCUUCUCUCUGGCCCUCAAAGGAGACAUGAACCUCAGCAUUGUUAUGACCACGUGCUCCAGUACCCUGGCUUUGGUCAUGAUGCCACUGCUCUUGUACCUUUACUGUAAAGCUCUCAUUCCUAACAUGAAGAAUGCCAUUCCUUACAAUGGCAUUGUUAUUGCACUCAUAAUGACGAUAGUGCCAUGUGCAAUUGGGAUCUUUAUUAAUGCCAAGACUCCACGCUACUCCAAGAUCAUCACAAAGGUUGGACUGACGAUAAUGCUCCUGGCUUCCACGACUGUAGGUAUAAUUGCAGCCAUGAAAAUUGGUCAAGAAGUCUGGACGUUGCUUUCACCCCGACUGAUUAGUACAUGCACCCUGAUGCCACUCAUUGGAUACCUGCUGGGCUACAUCCUGUCCAGCCUGCUCUGCCUGAAUGAGGAGUGCAAAAGAACAGUGGCUAUGGAGACCGGCUGUCAAAACAUCCAACUCUGCACAGCUGUCCUCAAGGUGGCCUUCCCUCCACAUGUGAUAGGGAGUUUGUUUCUCUUUCCAUUUAUUUACCUGCUUUUCCAGACAGCGGAGGCUCUUGUCUUCAUUGUGAUUUUCAGGUGUUAUGAACGGAUGGUGUCAUAAGUUAAAAGUACUGUAAGUUUUUUCCAGCACUUAUGAUUUCUGCUCUUAUUGUAAAGUAGCAGGCCAGAAUGCAGUCAUAAGAGAAAUUGGGCCAAUGAGAUUAAAGGUGGCUUCUGGUCAUACCUGAGGAUGAUGGGAUACAAUAGUGAACAGGUCUGCUGCUCUUAAAGUGAAUGACCUACACAUCUACAGAAAAAAUGACUGGGGUAAAAAUUUGACUGACAAAAGUAUUUUGUUAUAGAAUUGUAAGGUAGAUGUUAUAAAAGAAGGGUUUAAAUGUUGUUAAGAGAGUCAAGUUCUUAAAAGGUAAAAUAAAU